Cheilinus undulatus (humphead wrasse) is the source of this 6066-nucleotide messenger RNA. RefSeq names its product kinesin family member 5A, a (gene kif5aa). Gene Ontology annotation, molecular function: microtubule binding; microtubule motor activity; ATP binding. The transcript has 29 exons. The record is from RefSeq and is a predicted model, not a curated record. Bases 442 to 3570 code for a protein of 1042 amino acids. NCBI's taxonomy places the organism in Eukaryota, Metazoa, Chordata, Actinopteri, Labriformes, Labridae. Gene Ontology annotation, biological process: microtubule-based movement.
UCAGCAUCUCACCUUCAGCUGGACAGACACACAUCCACCACCGCACCCGAAAAAGGAGACGAUAAGGCAACCAAGAUAAGAGACAGCGUCAGAUAGAUGUACAAGAGAUAUCAAGGGUUAUCAUAGUCCGUUAUUUUAAUAAUGUAAGGGAUCGUUUGCGGUUUUACAUCUAAUUUAACCCGCUUCACUGCGACAAGAAAACACCAUCCAGCUGCGCAUGAAUAAAUUGCAGUAUUUGUCAGCUUGUAAGAGUAAAACCACCGAACUAUUUCAGUCAUUUUCACCAGUCUCACCACGACGAAGACCGGAGUCACUACCCGUCUAUCGUCGUUUAUUUUAAAGAUUAUUUUAAAGGCCCUGAUCAGCGACUGGUCUCAGGCGUCCGCAGCAUCUUCGCUCUCAGCAGAAAGCAUCGUCCUUCCUUUUUAUUGAAUCUGCGCAAUGGCUGAUGUCCCAGCGGAGUGCAACAUUAAAGUGCUGUGUCGUUUUCGCCCUCUGAACCAGGCGGAGAUUUUACGCGGGGACCAGUUUAUUCCCAAAUUCCAAGGAGAUGACACUGUUAUUGUCGGGGGCAAGUCCUACUCCUUUGACCGAGUGUUUCCAACCAACACCACCCAGGAGCAGGUGUACAACACCUGUGCUAAACAGAUUGUCAAGGAUGUUCUUUGUGGAUAUAAUGGCACAAUCUUCGCAUAUGGACAAACCUCCUCCGGAAAGACUCACACCAUGGAGGGUAAACUUCAUGACCCUCACCAGAUGGGUAUCAUCCCUCGUAUUGCUGAGGACAUUUUUAAUCACAUCUUUGCCAUGGAUGAAAACCUGGAAUUUCACAUCAAGGUUUCAUACUUUGAAAUCUACAUGGAUAAAAUCCGUGACCUUCUGGAUGUGACAAAGACCAACCUUUCCGUCCAUGAGGAUAAGAAUAGGGUGCCAUAUGUGAAGGGAUGCACUGAGCGUUUCGUCUCCAGCCCUGAUGAGGUUAUGGAUGUAAUCGAUGAGGGCAAAGCUAACCGCCAUGUUGCUGUGACCAACAUGAAUGAGCACAGCUCUCGCAGCCAUAGCAUCUUUCUGAUCAACAUCAAGCAAGAGCAUGUGGAGACUGAGCAGAAACUGAGUGGAAAACUCUACCUGGUGGAUCUGGCUGGCAGUGAAAAGGUCAGUAAGACCGGGGCUGCAGGAGCUGUCCUGGAUGAGGCUAAAAACAUUAACAAGUCUCUUUCUGCUCUGGGAAAUGUCAUCUCUGCCUUGGCUGAGGGCACGAAAUCUCAUGUGCCGUAUCGCGACAGCAAAAUGACCCGCAUUCUGCAGGACUCACUUGGUGGAAACUGCCGUACCACCAUGUUCAUCUGUUGCUCUCCCUCCAGCUACAAUGAUACUGAAACCAAAUCCACUCUGAUGUUCGGACAGCGUGCCAAGACCAUCAGAAAUACAGCCUCCAUCAACCUGGAGCUGACUGCAGAGCAGUGGAAGAGGAAGUAUGAGAAGGAAAAGGAGAAGAACAAGACAAUGAAGGAAACUAUCCAGAGGCUGGAGGCUGAACUCAAUCGCUGGAGAAAUGGAGAGGAUGUGCCUGAGACAGAAAGGACCACAUCAGAUGUGGUGAACCGUUUUGAGUCCACUGAGGAGCGUCCUAUUUUGGACAAUGACACCUCCUCUAUCGUGGUCCGCAUUUCUGAGGAAGAGCGGCAAAAAUAUGAGGAGGAAAUCCGCAAACUGUACAAGCAGCUGGAUGACAAGGAUGAUGAAAUCAACCUUCAGUGCCAGCUGGUGGAGAAACUUAAGCAGCAGAUGCUGGACCAGGAUGAGCUCUUGGCCUCAUCCAAGGGUGAUGGUGACAAGGUCCAAGCUGAACUGGGCAGGCUGCAGGUGGAGAGUGACUGUGCCAAGGCUGAGGUGAAGGAGGUGCUGCAGGCUCUGGAGGAGUUGGCCAUCAACUACGACCAAAAGAGCCAGGAGGUUGAGGAGAAAGGCCUUCAGAACCAACUGCUGGCUGACCAGUUAUCCCAGAAAAUGGCCAGUCUGAUGGAGCUGGAGGCGGAGCUGUCUCGUAUGCAGGAAGUGAGUGGUCAGCAGAGGAAACGUAUUGCUGAUGUCCUCAAUGGUCUGAUGAGGGACCUCAGCGAGUUCAGCACCAUUGUGGGCAAUGGGGAGAUCAAGCUGCCGGUGGAGAUUAGUGGUGCUAUUGAGGAGGAGUUCACUGUGGCUCGCCUUUACAUCAGCAAAAUCAAGUCAGAGGUGAAGAGCAUGGUGAAGCGCUGCCGCCAACUGGAGAACAUGCAGCUGGAGUGCCACCGCAAGAUGGAGGAGACUGGAAGGGAGCUCUCUUCCUGCCAGCUCCUCAUCUCUCAGCAUGAGGCUAAGAUCCGGUCUCUGACCGAGUACAUGCAGAGCGUUGAGCAAAAGAAGAGGCUUCUGGAGGAGAGCCAUGACUCCCUGAGUGAAGAACUGGCCAAGCUGCAAGACCAGGAUAACUCCCUGCUUGAGGAGAAAGAGGGAGAGAAGAGUGAGACUGAAGAUGGAAAUGUGAAGAAGACAAUUCGUCAGCAGGGGGAAUCUCACCGUGGCAUCCACCACAAGCAACUAGCCCGUCUGCGGGAUGAGAUCAAUGAGAAACAGAGGAUCAUUGACGAGCUCACUGAUCAUAACUCCAAACUGGAGCUGGAGCUGGCUCAGGUUCGUGCUGACUUUGAACGCCUGAAGAGUCAGGACACUACUAAGAGUGAGCGCCUGGAAGAGCUCUCAUUCCUGCAUGAGCGCCAUGAGCAGACAAAACAGGACUUGAAGGGUCUGGAGGAGACUGUCGCCCGCGAACUCCAGACCCUCCACAACCUGCGCAAGCUGUUUGUUCAAGACCUCACGUCGCGGGUUAAAAAAAGUUCCGAAAUGGAACCUGAUGAUAGCGGGGGGUCUUGCACCCAGAAGCAGAAGAUUUCCUUUCUUGAGAAUAACCUGGACCAACUUACAAAGGUUCACAAACAGUUGGUUCGUGACAAUGCAGAUCUGCGCUGUGAGCUUCCAAAGUUGGAGAAACGUCUUCGGUCUACUGCUGAGAGAGUUAAGGCCCUGGAGACUGCACUGAGGGAUGCAAAAGAGGGGGCCAUGCUGGACCGCAAGCGCUACCAGCAGGAGGUUGACCGCAUCAAGGAUGCAAUGAGGGCAAAGAAUGCAAUGAGACGCCCCCAUGCAGCACAGAUUGCCAAGCCAGUGAGACCAAAGCAGCUUCCUGUCUGCUCUCCAACCAACCCGUUCUACACAUACAUCCGGGCCACUGAACACGCCAACACCUACAGCAAUGCCCUCUUCCAGAAGAGUGUGACACAGCCCACCUCCUCCAGCAUCAACUGCAAUCCCAACUCUGUACAGAGCAACACAGUUUCCACAGCACUAGGCUACAGAGCAGGCCGAUAUAAUGGAGACAUACUGGAGUCCUACCCACUGAACAUUGAUAAUGGUAACAGCAUCAGUGAAACAAGAGACAUCAAUGACAACAGGAGUGAUGUUCACUGUGGCAGUGAGGUGGAUGAUUCCAACAGGCACUACAUAAUUCAGGAGGAGACUGCUGCAAGUUAAUGCCCUGAAGAUGACCAAACACUUUACUAUCCAAGGACCCUUCACUCCCAUCUGCAUGCAGCCUUACUCCUUGUACCCACACUGCAUCACUGAUGAAGAUGAUGAUAAGGAUCUGUAGCCCCUGUAGUCUUCUAAUUAGAGGCCCCUCAUGUUCCCAUGUUGACCACCAUCACCCUCAGGUUUGGGUGCAGUCUCUUCCAGUUUAAUCAGUGCAAGAAGUGAAUUAAUUUUUUCUGAAUACAGAAUCCAAAUUAAGUCAGUGAUCUCUCAGCCACUCAGUCUGUCAGUGGAUAUCACUGAUGAAGAUUACUUUCAGAAGUGGUUGAGCUAAAAAGGGGCUAACUCCAUCCCUGAUUACUUAGUACACAUAUGUUGUAAAUAAUAAUAUUGUUGUAUACUCCAAUAGAGGUUAUUGACCAUCAACUGUUUGUGUAUGCACAGCCUCCACCGUCCCCAUUACACCUUCUAACGGGCAUCAUGUGGAUGACUUACUGUAGGCAGACAUGACCUUUUUCUCUGUCGUAAAUAAGAGUAUAGUGUGUAAUGCCAGCUUGUAACAGAAGACACACACUCUGCUUGCAUGCCGCUUAGCGAGUUAGCUUUCAAAUCUUUGCAUGAGUCCUGAUUCCAGGCAGAGGAGCUGGUAUGCUGCAAGUGAACAGUCUGAUCCACUUUGACAGAUGUCAUUAAGAGAGACAGAGUAGCUGGUUUCCCUUGAAUCCUUAUCCUGGUUCAGUUUCUCAGAAUCAAAAUUCAAAUUAAACUGGGCUAUAUGUUUAUAUUGCUUAAACUCACCCAACACUGUACCUUUUUUUAAAUUUAAUUGAAAAGGAAAUGUAACUUGCAUAGGGAAAUCCAGGCCAGGAUUGCAAAGUAAAAAAAAUUUGAAAUUGCUUUGAUACUGUGAUACUGAUGCUGUUUAUUUCCAUUGUACUUGUAGGGUAAUGUUACCCACAUCCAUUUAAUGUGGCUUUUUCCCUGCAUUGCACCUAUACCCUGUGUUAUACCUAUACAAAGCCUUUACGAGGGCUGUUUUUUCAUGAUCCAACUGCCACACUGUCAUGUGCUUAUAUUUAUUAUUACUACCUCUAGAGCAACUCAUUGUAAACAUACUACAAUUAACUUUCAAAUACUGAAUAACAGCUGAUCUUAGAGUUUGUUGAGACAAUUUCAAGCCUUAGAACAACAAAAGAUGUAGGUAAAAUAGAAUUCUCACAAUACAAUAGUAGUUAGACUCCUUUUUCAUCAUAUAAUAGGCAGGAGUCAGAGCAAGCAAGACACACUGACAGUUCAUAGUCAAAACUAAAUUCUAUUUCAUAAUUUUUUGAUUUUUCUCCUGAAUUUUUUGGUUCUUUGCAAAAAUCAAUUUGAAAGAUGAUUUAAUGAUGUGCAUUUUGCCCCUUAAUGCUAAGAAACUACACUGUAGUUAAUGUAUAUUAAUUGGGCUAUUCACUGAUUUGGUAGUUUAUAACAGACCAUCAAAAGUCCAGUGAGUAGGGAAUGUCUGCAUACUGUACCCUGCUGAGCAGCCACCAGACUGGGAUGGAUGCAGCAUUUGACAGUACCUUAUUAAGAAUUAUGUUGUCAGGUCAUGUUGUUAUUCUUCUGCAAAAAAUCCUAACCAGCAAAUUAGGAAAGAGGAAAACAACACGUCUUCUGAAGGUGAUGAGAAGGUAAAUGUGUUUAAACUAAUCUAAGUCACUGAACUAAAUAAAACUGCCUUUAACAGAACACACACUGAUAACAUUUCAUUCUCUAAAGUUUCCGUGUGCUUAAAGUCAUGAUAGGACUUCUGCCUAAUUCAUGAAAAAAGUUUUUCCCUUGAUCCAGCCUCUUUGUGACAGUACUCACAGCACUACAGUGUUUCCUGCUCUCAUUGGCAUAAACAACGUCUUAGGGCUUCAUGUUCACAGUCACAGCAAGCAUGAACCAUCACCAUCUUCACCAACUGAAAACGAUGUGGACUGAUGAAAAAUCCUCUGUGUGUGUUAAUCAUGACUCAGUGGAUAAAUAUGAUAUUGAAUUAAUAACAUCCUGUAUGCAUAGAGUAACACCUCAUUUCAAGCACAUGGCAUCCAAAAGAGAACUGAACCUGGUCAAACCCUAUUGUAUGUAUCUAAGUAGUCCCUCUGAUUGAUAUCUUGUGUUAAUUAUAAUCUGUUAAUUUCAAGAAGGGGGGAAUGUGUACUAUAUAUUCACCUGCUGUACUGUCUCAUUACAACAUAUAGAAUUACAUGUGCUAUACAAUGUUAAUCUUGUAAGUAAAAUAGUGUGCCAUGACAUAGUAAAAUGCAAAAAAAGGCACUUGCUAUUUUUUCCAGAUAAAUGUUUUUUUUUUUUUGUUCAUUUUAUUUCUGUAUGCCUUUACUGUAGCGUCCACAUGAUUGUGUGAAGACCCACUGAGCAAAUUUUUUGUAUAUAUAGAAUCAUCACUAUGCUGUAUUGUAUGUGAACCACUGUGUUGAAGGAAACAGUCCAAUAAACUUAAAGAAAUCA